Messenger RNA from Nezara viridula (southern green stink bug), 772 nucleotides. Lineage: Eukaryota; Metazoa; Arthropoda; Insecta; Hemiptera; Pentatomidae. The record is from the annotation of a GenBank genome assembly.
AAAGGCCCAUUUUAUCUAAUGGAAAAGUGGGAGGUGAAAGACAUGACAGAGGGAGGGGUCGACGCUCCGAUCAGAAAGCAUGGAGCAUUGGAAGGAUAAGGUUGCUGUCGUAACCGGAGCCAGCGCCGGGAUCGGGAAGGCUGUGGCGGCCAAGCUGGCUGAAGAGGGGAUGCGAGUGGUCGCUGUGGCAAGGAGGAAGGAGAGGCUACAGGAACUUGCAGACCAAUAUAAAGGAAGGAUAUAUCCAUUACCUUGCGAUGUUACCAAAGAUCAAGAGCUUGUUGAUCUAUUCAAAAAAAUAAAUGAUACGAUUGGACCAGUUCAUGUUCUCGUAAACAAUGCUGGUAUUGCCUACCAGACAAGUGUUUUAGUAUCUCCUCACAUGGAAUACCGGAGGGACUUGGAAAACAUGUUUAUAAUGCGACAAAACAUGCAGUUCGGGUUAUAACUGAAGGUGCAAGAAUGGAACUAGCUCAGCAAAAGUCAGGAAUUAAAGUAUCCACAAUAUGCCCAGGUGUGGUAGAAACUGAAAUUUUCGAUGUUGGAGGUUGGGGCAACUCCUAUACAGCAGGUGAUAAUCCACUUCUCCAACCGAAAGCCAUCGCAGAUGCUGCAGUCACACUUCUCAGCACGCCCCAUUCAACACAUAUUGCUGAUUUGGUUAUAAGACCAUUGGGUGAAACAGUAAUGGCUUAAAAUGUCAACUUUUUUAAUAUUUUAAAUUGUGUACUGUAAUUUAAAUAAAUAUUAUAUUUUUACUAAUCUAAAUUAA